Messenger RNA from Peronospora farinosa, 531 nucleotides. Lineage: Eukaryota; Oomycota; Peronosporomycetes; Peronosporales; Peronosporaceae. The record is from the annotation of a GenBank genome assembly.
AUGUCGGUGUCGCUAAACCAGUCACCAGAUGCCGACUUUAUUCGCUUUGUCGCUCGUUUCUGUGGCGUAAAUCUCGGCUCAGCUGCCUCGGGUCGUCUACGUGUACGUCUGGGUAAAACCACCGAGCUCUACGACCCUGUGACUAUCGCCAAAUACCUCGCACGAUUCGCUGAUCGGGAGCUUGAGCUCUUGGGCCAAACACCUUUUGAACGUGCCCAAGUGGCCAUGUGGAUGGACGUUGCACGCAGCAUCCAGCGCUGUCCAUUGUCAGCUGCAUCUUCUCAUUGGCUAAUGCUGGAGAACGUUUUGCAGCAGAAAACGUACGUGGCAGUCAACCGCGUGACGCUCGCUGACGCUGCGCUCUUCUACGCACUACACGGGUCUAUCAGCACCUUUACGCCUGCUCAAUAUGAUCAGUUUGUCAACCUUGUGCGUUGGUUUGACCAAGUGCAGCACACAGUGGGGGUGCGGGGCUUUAAGCGCUUGGAUGUUGUCGACCUCACGCACAAAACGAUUGCCUUCACGGCCUAG